Molecule: messenger RNA, 591 nt
Organism: Helianthus annuus (common sunflower)
Lineage: Eukaryota; Viridiplantae; Streptophyta; Magnoliopsida; Asterales; Asteraceae
Exons: 1
Coding region: 1-591 (196 amino acids)
Source: RefSeq, a predicted model, not a curated record
AUGUCUGAAAGUGGAUCCCCGGGUGAAGUAAAUCAGUUUCCAAACACUUCAACCCCGGGUAGCAGCCCAGCUCAUGUGGCUAUACCAACCUCUUUCUCAACUCCGGGGAGCACACCCGAGUUUCUUACCUUUAACACUCCAACUCCUUCCAGAUCCGGAGUUCCUUCCCCUAAUGUUGGCGUCACUGACACUCCAACGCGUAUUGAACUUAACCCCGAGGGGGUUGCCAACAAUUUCCUUGAGUUGAGGUCUCUCCUCAACCAGUAUGUGAACAAAGAGAAGGAUAAGGGAGUGAGGAUUCAUCUAGACUAUGAUGAGCCUGAACCAACGCUGUCUCCCGGACCUCCCGUUCCACCUUUUACAACCAGGAAUGAGGCUGGCCCCAGUAAUCCUCCAAAUCCUGUUCCAUAUUUGUCUACAAUGGCAAACCCUACAAUACAUCCUCUCUUUUCAUCUCAGCCAGUUAUGAGUGGUGCUCCUCUGGGCCAUGAGCUGACCUUAGAUCAGCUCCUACAGUCCCCAGUAACAAGCUUUCCAGCUUCUACAACAACUUCAUGGGAACAAGCCCUGUCCGUGCUUCCAUUGGCAUGA